UGUUGUUUUGGUUUGUUGUUGUUGAUCAUCAUAUUUCGUGGUGAAUUUAUUAUCAUCAUCAUUUUUUUUCGAUGCUCAUUAUUAUUAUCCGGUGAAUUUACAAUGUCAUCACCAAAAGUAACGGGAAUUUCACCGAAAGAAGGACCACCACGUACAAAACUAACAAUACGUGGUGAAAAUUUAGGCUGUAAUCAAUCGGAUUUAUUGAGUGUCAAGAUUUGUGGCAUUGAAUGUCUGAUCUAUUCGGAAUGGAUUACACCACAAAAAAUCAUUACGAAAUCACCAAAUUGUAUGGAAACCGGACCGGUUAUUAUAACAACCGAAUCAGGCGGUACUGGUACAUCAAUGAUUCAAUUCAAAGCAUUGGAACAAUCAAUCGGUUUAACAACGCCCAGUGGUGUUUGGAUUGAUGAACAAAAUAUUUUUCCAUUUGAUUCAUCAACAACUGCAUUGGUUAUACCAAAUAAUGAUGGUAGUAGUCAUACAAAAUCGAUGCCUAUGCUUAAACAACAACAAAACGAUAUACUUUCCGAAUCAUUUAAUCCAUCAAUGUAUUUGGUUGAAAAUCAUAAAAAUUCAUCAUUUGAACAAUUAAAAAAAGAAUAUCGAAUUCAAUUUGAAAAAAAUCAAUCCGAACCAAAAAAUACAUUAGAUUCAAAUACCUUUUUAAAGGCAAAUAUUGUAUCGAUUAUGGAUUGUUUGAAUGCAUUGAAUGCCCUAUAUUUAUCAUUCAAAAAAGAUCGUCAAGAAUUUGGUUCGGAUUUAACCGUAAAAAUUGAUGAAUAUAUUAAAAGUGCUAAUGAAGAAGCCCAUGCUAUAUUCGACAAUAUUAUCAGUCGUAAAGAUGAUGCUGAUUCAAUGCGUAAUGCAUUAAAUGUUCUACAACGUUAUCGUUUUCUAUUCAAUCUGCCAUCAAAUAUUGAUAAAAGUAUGCAACGUAAAGAUUAUGAUGUUGUUAUUAAUGAUUUUUUUCGUGCAAAAAAUCUAUUCAGUGAUAGUUCGGUUAAUGUAUUUCGUAAAGUAUUCCUGGAAGUUGAACAACGUAUUCAAAGUUUUAUAUUAACACUUCGUGAACUGUUUAAACAAUGUGCCAAUAAUCUUGAAGAUAAUAAUAUUGAUGAACUAAAAAAAUUGAUAAAAUAUUUAUCAUUAUUAGAAGAAAAUAGUGAUCCAGCAUGGGAUGCUAUUCUAUUGAUUAAACAAUCAUUAUUCGAUAAAAUUAAUCAAUGUCGACAGCAAUAUUUAUCAUCUUCGGAGGUAACCAAUGAUUCAAAAACAUCGUCGCCAUCCACCAAUAAUCAAGAUAAUCCAGACCAGGAUAAUAAUCCACAAAAACCGCCACAAGUUUUAUUCAUUGAUAAGACAUCCAAAUUAUUUGAUCGUUUAUUUAUGGAUUUAUUCCGGCUGGGCUGUGCUUAUCUGAAUGGUGAUUUAUAUAAUAAAAAUUCAAUAGAAGAUUUAAAAAGAAAACGUGAAAUAUUUGAAAAAGAUUUACUUACACAAUCAAUCAAAUUAUUAUGUAAUGAAUAUCGUAAUGUUUUAUUACCUGAAGCAAAUAAUUUUAAUUAUCAUACAACAUCGACAAAUCCAACAUUAAAAGAUCAUAUGGAUCAAGAUUUUGUUCUUUGGUUACCAUAUUGUUUACGUACAGCGGUACAAUGUUAUUCAAAUCUUUUAAAAUUAGAUUUCAAUCUAAUUCAUAUACAAAAUUCCGGUCUGUUGAAACCAAUACAAACAUUUAUAUUUGAUCUUCGUCUUUAUACACUGACUUGUUUGUUUACUCAUAAAUCAAAUGAUGUUAAAAAUCUUUAUAAAAAAGAAGUUUGGAAUAUACAAUUCGAUGAUAUUUAUGGUGUUCGUACAAAUCUUCCAUUACAAUUUGAAACAAAAGUUAUUGAAAUUUUACAGCUGAUUCGUGAUUCAGUCAUUCAGAUUCGUACGGCCGAUGAAAUGGAUAUUUUCACACAGAUUAAUGUUAAAGGAUUAAUUAAACAAUUGAUACAGAAUUUAAUAAAUUCCUUUCUGUAUGCAUUGGAAAGAUCAGCUGCAAAUCCAUUGUCGGAACAAAAUCGUAAUAUAACCGAUGAUAAUCGCUCAUUGAUUGUUCUUUGUAAUUGUUCAUAUACUGCCAGCUAUGUAUUACCAAAAUUAUAUGAAAUAUUUGAAAAAUAUGGUUAUCCAGAUAUGACACAAGUGAUUCAAUUGACACAGAAAAAAUUCAAAGAUUUGGAGAAUAAAUUAUUAGAUUCGUUUAUCGAACGUAAACGUGAUGAUGUUAUCGGUGGUAUUGAAACAUCGAUGAGAUUUUUCGAUGAAAAUUGGUUCCAGGAAAAAGAAAUGCCCAAAGAUGUUAGCUAUUAUAUUAAAGAAACAAUAUUGAAUUUGAUUUAUGUUCAAUCGGAAAUUUAUAAAAUAACACCACAAUUAGUUUAUAAAACAAUGUUGGAAAUAUUAAUGGCAACUAUUAUUGAAAUUGAACGAUUAUGCACAAGUUAUAGUAAACAAUUAAGCGAUGCUGCUCGGAUACAAAUGUUGGUCGAUAUUAAUGCUAUUGAAUUGGUUUUUCGUAAAACUGGACAAGAAUUUCAUCAACAAUUACAACCACGAAUUGAUAAUUGUCGUGAUUUAGUUUGUCAAAUAUCCGAUAUACAAGAUCAAACUAUUCGAAAACUUAUCGAUGAUGUAACGAAUCGUUUUUGUCAAUCAAUGCGAUUACAAAUUAGUUGUUUUAAUUUUAAUCUGGAUAAUGGUAAUAUUAUUAAUUUGAUGAAUUGAAUAAUGAUUUUAAACU
Molecule: messenger RNA, 2791 nt
Organism: Dermatophagoides pteronyssinus (European house dust mite)
Lineage: Eukaryota; Metazoa; Arthropoda; Arachnida; Sarcoptiformes; Pyroglyphidae
Gene: Sec5
Product: exocyst complex component secretory 5
Biological process (GO): exocytosis; Golgi to plasma membrane transport
Cellular component (GO): exocyst
Source: RefSeq, a predicted model, not a curated record